Talpa occidentalis (Iberian mole) is the source of this 933-nucleotide messenger RNA. RefSeq names its product olfactory receptor 4P4-like. NCBI's taxonomy places the organism in Eukaryota, Metazoa, Chordata, Mammalia, Eulipotyphla, Talpidae. The record is from RefSeq and is a predicted model, not a curated record. Gene Ontology annotation, molecular function: G protein-coupled receptor activity; olfactory receptor activity. Gene Ontology annotation, biological process: G protein-coupled receptor signaling pathway. The transcript has a single exon. Gene Ontology annotation, cellular component: membrane. The coding region runs from base 1 to 933 and encodes 310 amino acids.
AUGGAAAGCCGGAGAAAUAUCUCAGAAUUCAUUCUUCUAGGACUUUCUUAUAACAAGAACAUACAAAUAUUUUGUUUUGUGUUCUUCUUAUUCUGCUAUGUUACCUUGUUGGCAGGUAAUCUUCUGAUCCUUGCCUCUGUUAGAUGCAGUCCUCUUUUUGACCAACCAAUGUACUAUUUCCUCAUCCACUUGGCCACCAUGGACAUCUGCUACACCUCCACUGUUACUCCUAAGUUAAUUGGUGACCUGCUGGUGGAAAGAAAGACCAUCUCCUAUGGUAGCUGCAUGUUGCAGGUCUUUACAAUGCAUUUCUUUGGGGGCAUUGAAAUCUUCAUUCUCACCGCCAUGGCUUAUGAUCGUUAUGUUGCCAUCUGUAAACCUCUCCACUAUAUGAUUAUCAUGAACAGGACAAGAUGUGAUCUCCUGGUCUUAGGUGCUUGGGUGGGUGGAGCUGUCCAUUCCUUUCCUCUCUUUAUCAUGGCAGUCAUUUUGCCCUUCUGUGGUCCUAAUGAAAUUGAUCAUUAUUUUUGUGAUGUUUUUCCUUUGUUAAAAGUUGCCUGUACUGACACCUACCUCACUGGUAUCCUUGUCAUCACCUUCUCAGGUAUUCUUUCCUUAGUUAUCUUUGUUGUCUUAUUUCUUUCCUAUGGUGUUAUAUUAUUCACAUUAAGAAAGCAGUCUGCUGAGGGAAGACGCAAAGCCCUCUCCACCUGUUGGUCUCAUAUCACUGUGGUUGCCUUCUUCUUUGCACCUGCAAUCUUUAUCUACCUUAGACCUCCCACUACAUUUCCUGAGGACAAAAUAUUUGCACUAUUUUACACCAUUGUUGCCCCUAUGUUCAAUCCCUUAAUUUAUACCCUGAGAAAUGCAGAGAUGAAAAACACCAUGAGGAAACUGUGGUGUCAAAUAUUACUAUUCAAAAGAAGCACAUAA